This is a messenger RNA of Coffea arabica (coffee), 888 nucleotides long. The record is from RefSeq and is a predicted model, not a curated record. Lineage: Eukaryota; Viridiplantae; Streptophyta; Magnoliopsida; Gentianales; Rubiaceae.
AUGGAGAAAAAUGAGAAAAAAAAACAGAGAGGGGAGCUAUGGCGGCUAGGUCUUCGGUCGGCAACAAAAGGAACGAGAGAAAAGAACACAAAAGGGGAAGAAACUAAGGGAUUCGGUGAACUGGGGGAAGAAAGAAAAACGCAAAGGAAAUCUGAGAGCUUGAGAGGAAAACAGAGGAGGGAGGCUUCGGUUUCAAUGAUCGGCAAGGAGAAACGUUCCCAACCACCCCAGCAACCAUCUCAACUCCAUCCGCUGCCUGCCCAUAAUCUUCCUCAUGCUAUUAACCCAAAACGACCACCAGCCUGCAUCCGCCGCUGCCGUUGUCCGCCAUCGACACCAUCGCGCGCCAUUUGCUGUCGCGAUCCUCCAAGCUCCAUCGCAGCCGCCCACAGCCAUAGCCCUUCUUCUCCAGAUCAACAAGUGACCAACGGCCUGUCCAGGAACCAACGCCGCUCAUGUCGACCAUCACCAGCGCCAUCACUUCCCCUGAAUCCACCACCGCCUGCGGAUCAUUUCUUGAGCGAAAAGAAAACAGAGGAGGAGAAACGCAAGGAGGAUGGCCAGGGUUUCGGUCGGCCAGAAAGUAAUGGAAAAAGAAAACGGGGAAAAACAGGGGCUGCGAGAAAAACCAGAAAAAGCAACAGAGGGAAUAGGUUGGAGCUAGAAGAAAAAGGGAGCCCAGGAAGAAAGCUUCGGACGGCUGGGCUGAAUGAAAAACAGAGGAAAAGGGAAGACUUCAGCGAGGAAAGCCAGCCACGGCAAGAGACUGAGGAACAAAGGAACACCGUCGCCGCUCAUAGCCACCGUCACUUCACCGAACCCACCAUCAUCACCGGCCAAUUUUCAUCAAGCAGGAGCACGGUAAGCUAUUGGUUUUUCCCUCUUUAA